AGACAACCAACUGCACUUGUUCUCUGCAUCGUCAAUUCUUCUUGCUAUGUCUUACCAAAUCUUUGGACGUGCCAUAAAAAAUGAGUACCUCGCUCUGGGUACUCUUCUGACGACAGUCGGAGUUGUGUUGGCCGCAUCCGGUGGCAAGAAGGAGACCCACAUUCCGGCUGCUGGCGCAGGAAAGCCUGUGUUGGAGCAGGUGAAGGAGACUGUUCCGAUCAAUGCUAGCUCGAAGGAAGAGGAGGAAUUGGUGAACAGUAUCAAGAAGUUCAUUGCGGAAGCAGAGAAGGAGUCAAAACACUAGUAGACCUACGAUGCUUGUGCUUGGUACCGUAACGCUUGCAUAUAAUUCAACGUUGCAAUACCCUUCAAGUCUCUCAUGCCUCUUUAUAUCUCAAUGUUAUAAAACGAUUCAAUCC
This is a messenger RNA of Somion occarium, 419 nucleotides long. NCBI's taxonomy places the organism in Eukaryota, Fungi, Basidiomycota, Agaricomycetes, Polyporales, Cerrenaceae. The record is from the annotation of a GenBank genome assembly.